AUGGAUUCGCAGUACUCGAAGCAGCACCACACAGUACAGACCCAGCCUGGAGGACAACCGGGGGCCUACUAUGGGAAUCCCGGAAACCCCUACGGUCCGGGAUCUCAGCAAGCCAGUCACCACACAAACACAACGGUCAUCAUACAGCAGCCAGCUGCGGCUGUGGGAGUUCGAGACUGGAGUACUGGCCUCUGUAAUUGUUGUGAUGACGUCGGCAUCUGUCUCUGCGGCCUAUUUUGCAGCUGUUGCUUGGCCAUGCAGGUUUCCUCAGACAUGGAUGAGACCAUGUGUCUGCCCUGGUGCGUUCCAUAUUACUUGAUGGCACUCAGGGUCAAAAUGAGGGCUCAAGAACGCAUUCAAGGCUCAAUCUGCAAUGACUGUCUGGUGCAGACGUACUGUGGAACAUGUGCACUCUGUCAGCUGGCCCGGGAAGUUAAAAUGGUCAAGCAGCGAGCCGCACGUUAG
Messenger RNA from Candidula unifasciata, 465 nucleotides. The record is from the annotation of a GenBank genome assembly. Lineage: Eukaryota; Metazoa; Mollusca; Gastropoda; Stylommatophora; Geomitridae.